This is a messenger RNA of Closterium sp. NIES-67, 1175 nucleotides long. The record is from the annotation of a GenBank genome assembly. Lineage: Eukaryota; Viridiplantae; Streptophyta; Zygnematophyceae; Desmidiales; Closteriaceae.
ACCUUAUUACCCUCCAAAUCCCUCAUUACAGUUCUAUUCCACAUCCACCUCCUCCAGUGCCUCCAAAAUCGCAACGCCAGCUCCUAACUUUUGCCAUCGCCUCCGCUUUCCACAUAUCCCGUCCGCACCGUCUCCCGAUCCGCAAUAAUUCAUUUUCUUAUUUGGCACUAAACGAGGUGGAUAAGAUUUUACGCGGUAUAAGUUACCCUCGUGGCGCCUCAGAAAGCGAGACAUUACUGUUUUAUCAAGCCUCGUUCAAGCACCGUAUAGAGCGGCGCGCUGAGCGCGUUGAGGAGCCGAUCGACCAUGGCAUCGUCGGUGAUGGAGGAGGUGCGGAAGGUGAUGGCGAUUGUGACGGACGGGAACGAGCAGCUGCAGCAGGCGCAGGAGCAGGCGUCGGCGGUCAUCCGCGAGACGACUGCGUCCGCGCGGCAGCAGAUGGCGGUGAUGGAAGCCGCAGCGUCGGAGCACCUGCAAGAAGCCAAGGCGUCAUUUGAGGUCGCUCGCGAGACGUACACACAGUACGAGGAUAUCUUCUUCCACCACCUCAAGAUGGGAGUGUAUUUGGCCUCGGAGCAUCGCGUAGCCUCGUCUGCCAUCCUGCUCUCUUCUCUCGCUUUCGUACUUCCAGGUCCACGCAAGAUGCUGUACCGAGCAACAUUUGGCCGGUUUCAAACACCAGAGGUGCUGGUCGAGUCAGCUGAGCGCAAGCUAGAAGGCCUGAAGCAGUCAGUGGAAGUAUUCAAAAACGACACCAAGAAGCUGCAGGAGCGGGCCCAAAUGGCAGAAUCGGAGUUCAUAUCAGGCCGAGACAAGCUGAGGGCUGCAGGGGCUGAGAUGCAACGGCUGGCAGGAACUGUACGGGCAGCCGAAAAGAAGUCACAAGGGCUCCGUGAGCUCUUGAAAGACCUUCCUGCGAGGGACAGCGUUCGGUUGCGGUCGGAGCUGGCCAUGGCAACUCGGGAGGCUCAGCGUCAGCUGCAUGCCAUCAACAAGACAACCGUGCACGUGGCUCGCCUCGGGAUUCCCAUCUGAAGGGUGGCUCAUCUCGGGAUCCCCAUUUGGUCGCAGAUUGUAACAGUAUCCCCAUUGGAAAGUAGAUUGUUUCGUUGCUGCGUAAGCAAGUCAUUCUUGUCUUUUAGUUCAUCAGGAGAGCUGGCACAAAAUGUUGCAGC